CUAAUUCUCGCGAGAUAUGGCUGUCCUGAAACGGUUCCUUUAAGAUUCAAGCUCACAGGACCAUGUCUGCGCCGUCUCUCCCGCCAGCGUCACCUGUCCUCGCCCUGCAUUCAAAAACACACAAGGACACUAUCCUGCAUAAAUUUGACAAACUCAGAAGAAGGGAACAGCUCUGUGACACAACCCUUAUCGUAGAAGACGUGCACUUCAAGGCGCACAAGGCUCUAUUAGCAGCGAGCAGUGAAUAUUUCUCAGUGAUGUUCACUGCUGAAGAUCAGGUAAGCCAGUCGGUGUACAAGCUGGACGGCAUGUCUGCGAAAACCUUCUCGGCCGUGCUUGAGUUCAUCUACAGCGCAAAUGUGUCGGUGGACCAGAGUAGCUCUGAGCAGCUGUUUGACAUGGCCCGCUUUCUGGACAUCCCAGAUCUGCUCAAAGCCCACAAGGUCCUUCAAAAGGACAGUUCAACGGUUGAAAAUGUGGUGUCCGCUGAGGGUGAAGGUGUUGAUGAAUGCGUACAGAUCAAGCGUAAAAGAGGGCGCCCCAAAAAGAGCAUGUACACUCAGGAGUCAAGCCAGACAGAGAAUCCAGAAUGCGUUUUACCAACACAGACUAAAGAGCCCACAGAACCUCUCUUAGAUCCCACUUCACCUCCGAGAGACUUAAGUGACAGCGACUACAACCCCAGAGAGGAGGACAGACCCCGUCACAGCAAGCGCAAAAUACGGCAGCCUGUCAAACUGAAGGGAUACAGGUUAGGAGACAAUCUGACUGAGCGCAAGGAGCCGGGGAAGAGAGGGCGAAAGAGGAAGUACCCGGACACAGAGGCCAGAUGUGACGAGUGUGGGAAGGUUUAUAAAAACCAUCUGUUACUGAAGAUACAUCAACGAACUCAUACAGGUGAAAAACCGUUCAGAUGCAGUGUUUGUGGGAAGGGUUUCACCCAGAAACACACUCUUUUGGUUCAUCAGCGCAUGCACACGGGAGAAAAGCCCUUCAUCUGCACGAUAUGCUCCAAAGCGCUGUCCACCAAACACUCCCUACUGGAGCACAUGAACCUACACGCAGAGAAUAAAUCUUUCAGUUGUGACCAGUGUGGGAAAAGCUUCAGUCAGAAGCGGCAGCUGAAAAGCCAUUACCGCGUUCACACAGGAAAAGCUUUACCUGAGUGUGCGCAAUGUCAUCAUAAAUUUAUGGAUGCAGCUCAACUGAAGAAGCACCUGAGAACUCAUACUGGUGAGAAGCCGUUUACAUGUGAGAUCUGUGGGAAGUGUUUCACAGCCAAGAGCACACUGCAGACACACAUCAGGAUACACAGAGGAGAGAAGCCAUACGUCUGCAAUGUCUGCGAUAAGACCUUCUCGGACCCCAGUGCCAGGAGGCGUCACGUGGCGUCUCACACGGGUAAAAAGCCCUUCACUUGUUCUGUCUGCAACCUGUCGUUUGCCCGAUUGGACAACCUUAAAGCUCACACCAAGACUCACAACAAAGAGCGUCAACCAGGAGACGCUGAGAGCACGGGCCCUGCGGAGGUGCAGGCCACAUCAGGGGCCGAAGAAAUGCACAACAUCCUCCAACUCCAGCCGUACCAACUUCCCACCCACGGCGAGCAGGAAAUCCAGCUGGUGGUGACCAGCGAGGUGGAAAACAUCAACCUGGGUCAGGAUCAAGCUAUCAGCAUCAUCACUGCAGAAGACGCUUCUGUGGAACCGGGUCUCACGCUUCUCACCCAACCUCCUGGUCACGUCCAAAACCUGGCACUGGUCGCACCGGACGGGUUAGACGGCAGCCCUCAAAUCCAAACCAUCAGCGUCUUGGGAAGUCAAGUGAGCAGCGGGCAGCCGGAGCAGAUGCACGUCUUCACGCUGACAAAAGAAGCCAUGGAGCAACUGCAGGUUCAUCACGGAGCUCCACAGCAGCUGCAGGUGAUCCACCAGCUGUCCGAAACCUCGGAGAAUCCCAGCCGGCCGAGUCCAACGGGAGGCAUUCACAUCAGCAGUCAGAGCGGGCAGCCCAUCUCCAUCAGCCAGACCAGCGAGCAGAUCCCCAGCCAUCAGAUCCAGGGUCAAACCUUCCAGAUCCAGGCGGGAACGGUCUCGUACCUCUACACCACCAGUGUGACCCCGCAAAACUGAACCGACACAACCGUUUAAACCCUUUAGGACUCGCUCACAGUGCUGAUGCUUGUUCUCUUUGGAUGUAAAUGGUUAUAUUUUAAUACAGUAAAGCUGAUUGAGAAUAAGCAAAACAUCUUUUUUUUAGAUAAUGGCUGCAAUAUGGAUCAUGAAGUAUAACCAUUAUUAAACUGUUUUUUUGUAUUUGUUAAUGACAAGACUAAAGAUAAUAAAUGGUUCACAUACAUACAACUUUAAAUGUAUUUGUCCAAAAUCAAUUUAUUUAAGUGUAAUUGUCCUGCAUGACAGUAAGAU
Messenger RNA from Rhinichthys klamathensis goyatoka, 2426 nucleotides. It is a transcript of the gene zbtb24, whose product is annotated as zinc finger and BTB domain containing 24. Gene Ontology annotation, cellular component: nucleus. The record is from RefSeq and is a predicted model, not a curated record. NCBI's taxonomy places the organism in Eukaryota, Metazoa, Chordata, Actinopteri, Cypriniformes, Leuciscidae. Bases 63 to 2132 code for a protein of 689 amino acids. Gene Ontology annotation, biological process: regulation of transcription by RNA polymerase II. Gene Ontology annotation, molecular function: RNA polymerase II cis-regulatory region sequence-specific DNA binding; protein binding; DNA-binding transcription factor activity, RNA polymerase II-specific. The transcript has 6 exons.